Rhodamnia argentea is the source of this 1806-nucleotide messenger RNA. RefSeq names its product G-type lectin S-receptor-like serine/threonine-protein kinase RKS1. Bases 1 to 1806 code for a protein of 601 amino acids. Gene Ontology annotation, biological process: recognition of pollen; protein phosphorylation. The transcript is spliced from 8 exons. Lineage: Eukaryota; Viridiplantae; Streptophyta; Magnoliopsida; Myrtales; Myrtaceae. The record is from RefSeq and is a predicted model, not a curated record. Gene Ontology annotation, molecular function: ATP binding; protein kinase activity.
AUGGUGCUCAAUGAGUCGGGGUCACUCCAACAAUCCACAUGGAAUGACCGACACCAGCGGUGGAUAGAAUUCUGGUUCUCCCCGAGGGACCAGUGCUAUUAUUACGGCAAUUGUGGGCCCAAUAGCAACUGCAAUCCGUAUAACAUGACACAAUUCGAUUGCACAUGCCUGCCAGGGUUUGAGCCCAACUCCCCGGGCAAUUGGUACAUAAGGGAAGGAUAUGCAGGGUGCGUAAGGAAGCUCAGGGCAUCGGCAUGUCGAAGCGGGGAUGGAUUCGUAAAGGUGGCAAGCGUCAAGGUGCCGGACACCUCAAAAGCACAUGCUAACAUGAGCUUGAGCUUGAAGGAAUGUGAGGAGGAAUGCCUGGGGGAUUGCUCUUGCACAGCUUAUGCUAGUGCCAAUGAGAGCCUGGGAGCUCAUUAUAGGAAAAGAAAAUCCCUCAGCCGAAAGGCAACGGUUGCGAUAGUUCUGGUUUCGAUUUUGAGUGCUCUACUGCUCGCCGGCUCCUUCUCAUACCGCUUGGUGAUCGGGAAGAGAAAGGAUCGCAGAAGCCAUAAUCCACUAAAUGAUAUCAUGAAUUCAACAUAUUUCGACGGCUCUCGGAGUGUAAAAGACUGGGACAACAGACCCGGAGGAAAUAGAGAUGUGCCACUCUUUGAUCUGAGCAUUGUAGCUUCGGCAACAAAUAAUUUCUCCAUCCUCAGUAAGCUCGGUCAAGGCGGUUUUGGAUCAGUAUACAAGGGCAUUAUGGACAAUGGAACGGAAAUAGCGGUCAAACGACUAUCGAAACAUUCGGGACAAGGAGUUGAAGAAUUUAAGAACGAAGUCCGGUUGAUUGCAAAGCUCCAACACCGGAACCUGGUGAGAAUACUUGGCUGCUGUGUCGAAGAAGACGAGAAAAUGCUAAUUUACGAAUAUUUGCCGAACAAAAGCUUGGAUGCCUUCCUUUUCGACACAACGAAAAGAUUGAUGCUGGAUUGGAGGAAACGGUUCAACAUCGCAUCCACGGUGGCUCGAGGACUCUUGUACUUGCACCAAGAUUUGAGGCUUAGGAUCAUCCACCGUGACUUAAAGGCCAGCAACGUCCUACUUGACGCGAUGAAUCCAAAGAUAUCAGAUUUCAGUAUGGCUAGGAUAUGCGGGAAGGACCAAACCCAAGGAAACGCAAAUCGAGUAGUAGGAACAUUCGGGUACAUGUCACCGGAGUAUGCAAUGGGAGGUAUAUUUUCAACAAAAUCCGACAUCUAUAGCUUCGGAGUUUUGCUGUUGGAGAUCAUCAGUGGCAAAAGGAACAGUGCAUAUUACCAUGAAAAUCCUUCUUCCAGUUUGGUAGGCCAUGUAUGGGAGCUAUGGAAGGAAGGAAACUGUGCCGGCAUUGUCGACAAGUCGAUGAGUGAUUCGUGCUCCGAAGAGGAGGCCUUGAGGUGCAUCCAAAUCGGUCUUUUGUGCGUGCAAGAAUCUGCGGACGAUGGGCUGAACAUGUCCACGGUUGUGUUCAUGUUGGCAAAUAACGACGUGAGAGAGAACCAAGUUCUUGAGAGCGCGUUAGGGCUUGGGCUUUUCUCUCUUAAGAGGAUGAUUGAACACCGUUGUGACUCGGACGAUGAACUCAGCAGUGUCGAGGCUUUGAAUGCCAGCCAUGCCAGUUCGAUGAGCAACAGCUACUACGGUAGCUGCAGCAGCUUCAGCCGCCCCUCGUUUGACGCGGCGCUGCUCAAUCACCGCCACGGCCUAGGCCCCGCCUCUGCCGCCGAGGCCCUCGCCAUAAAGCCGCACCGAUUUUCCUCUAACUCCCUCUGCCGCUGA